AUGGCCGCCUCAUCGGCAUCCAUCCCGCGAUUCCUUCUGCCCAGGUUGUCAUGGUCUCUUCAGGCCCCGGCUCCGUUUCAUGCCGCCGCCCGCAUCCACGUCCCAACGCUACCGUCAGCCUCGAUGAACUACACCACACGAGCACUAUCAAGAGCACAGAACUUUCCUUCCGCCGGCCGUAUCGCAUUUGGACAAGCUGCAGUACAUCCCAGGAGACACUUCUCGGCCACCACCCAGCGCAACAGAGAUCACCACUUUGACACACUCAAGUUUGUGCAAAGGCUGAAAGAUGAGGGCUUCACCGAGGAGCAGGCAGUGGCCAUGAUGAAGGUCUUGAGCGAUGUCGUCGAAGAGAGGUACAUGACAACCCAACGUUACUGCAAUGGAGUCAAGCUGAACGGGCAUCCUAUCACANGUAUCCAAAACCUCACGCGGACAAUGGUACUUCGCGAAGACCAAGAAAAGGCCACAUACACGCAGAAGGUCGACUUUGCCAAACUUCGCUCCGAACUGCUUUCAGCCGACUCUACCGAAUCAUCACUGACGCGCGCCUCACACGAGCGUCUGACCAACGACCUGGCCAAACUCAACUCGAGGCUACGCGAUGAAGUCCAGCGUACACAAGCCUCAGUGAGAUUGGACCUCAACCUGGAGAAGGGGAGAAUCAGAGAAGAGGCAAACUCGCAGGAUCUCAAGAUCAAGGAAACCGAGACCAGGAUCGAACAGGAAGCGGCAGCACUAAGAGAACGUCUUGAGCAAGUCAAGUUCUCGACGCUGCAAUGGUUGAUGUACGUUUCAUCUCCGAACGGACCGACGGCAAAUGGAGGCUUUGCUAACAUGGGGAUUCUAGGGNGUGUAACGACGGGUACUGCCGCCAUUAUUCUCGGUGUGUGGCGCUUGCUCAUGUAG
This is a messenger RNA of Aureobasidium vineae, 909 nucleotides long. NCBI's taxonomy places the organism in Eukaryota, Fungi, Ascomycota, Dothideomycetes, Dothideales, Saccotheciaceae. The record is from the annotation of a GenBank genome assembly.